GUGGCCGUGUAAAAGGAUCGGAAAACUAGUUUGAACUGCUUCGAUCAGCCACGCGGUCAUACAUACUGCAGAAGUUUAAAUGAGUAAAACAAGAAACUAGCAGGGUGUGUGAAGCCAGGAAAGCGCCAAGAUUUGACAAUCUCGGAGAAAAAUACGCAUGGCGGAACAGCAGUGGUAAACUGGAUAAACAAAUACUUCUUUAAACUUCUUUAAUAACUCUUGUAUUUACCGGAACUACAUUUCGUUAUUAUUAAGAACACAGUACCCUUUUUAACAGGGCUCUGCUAUCAUGACCUUAGCUAUGAACCAAAUAAGUAUAAACGAGGCCGAAGCUUCAAAGUUACUUGACUUUAACCAGAAAUUUGAUAUUGGUUUAUUGGACCGUGUGGUUGGUUCGCUUUAUCAGGGACAAGGUCAACAGCAUGAAAUUGCAAAGAAGGUGUUGCAGCAACUUAAGGAGCAUCCUGACUCCUGGAUGAAAGUGGAUUCUAUUUUAGAAACAAGUAAUAAUCAAGAAACAAAGUUUUAUGCUUUGCAAAUACUUGAUAACGUUAUUCGUACAAGAUGGAAGAUGUUGCCAACAGAGCAACGAGAAGGAAUCAAACAGUUUAUUGUGGGAUUGGUUAUCAAGAUUUCUUCAAGUGAAGAUCAUUCAGAAAAAGAAAAAACGUUUUUAAACAAACUGAACUUAAUUUUGAUACAGAUAGUAAAGAAAGAGUGGCCAAAAAAUUGGCCAUCUUUUAUAAGUGAUAUUGUUGGUGCUAGUAAAUCUAAUGAAAGCCUUUGUAAAAACAAUCUGAUUAUACUGAAACUUUUAAGUGAGGAAGUAUUUGACUUUUCUCUUGGACAGAUGACUCAAACGAAAGCUAAACAUCUCAAGGAUAGCAUGUGUCAGGAGUUUUCCUCAAUUUUUCAACUCUGUGAAUUUGUUAUGAACAACUCAAUGAAUAUUCCUCUAAUACAAGCAACUCUGCAGACUCUGUUGAAGUUUCUCAAUUGGAUUCCACUUGGAUAUGUUUUUGAAACAAAACUUAUUUCAACUUUGAUAUACAAGUUCUUGAAUGUUCCAGUUUUUAGAAAUGUGACCCUUCAAUGUUUGACAGAAAUUGGUAGCAUCAGCAACUCACAAUAUAAAGAACAAUAUGUUGUUCUAUAUACUCUUGCAAUGGCACAAUUAAAACAGAUGUUACCAUUGGAAACAAAUUUGAAGGAGGCAUAUAGUAAUGGGCGUGAUGAUGAGCAAAAUUUCAUUCAAAAUUUGGCAUUGUUUCUGUGCUCAUUUUUGAAAGAACAUGGAAAUCUUCUCGAGGAAAGGACAUUAAAAUUAUUGGGUGAAAAAACCAAGUAUGUUGUUGAACUUUGGGAUUCUAAUGUUUACUAUGAGACGGAGUUGAAAACUAGUUUACUUGAGGGCUUGCAUUACCUGGUACUAAUAUCAGAAGUAGAAGAUAUGGAAAUAUUUAAGAUUUGUCUUGAAUAUUGGAAUGCUUUGGCAUCUGACUUAUAUCGUGAAAGUCCGUUUGCCGCUCCAGUGCCAAUGCUAGGAUCUCCAUCAUCAAAUGUACCACCAAGAAGACAGAUAUACCUCCCAGUACUUUCCAAGAUUCGCUUUAUUAUGGUAGCACGGAUGGCAAAACCAGAAGAAGUGUUGGUUGUCGAAAAUGAACAUGGAGAAGUUGUGCGUGAAUUUAUGAAAGACACGGAUGCUAUCAACAAUUAUAAGAAUAUGAGGGAAACUCUGGUGUAUUUGACUCAUUUGGAUUAUCAAGACACAGAACGGAUUAUGACAGAUAAGUUACAGAAUCAAGUUAACGGAGCAGAAUGGUCUUGGAAGAAUCUGAAUACACUCUGCUGGGCAAUCGGAUCAAUCAGUGGUGCAAUGCAUGAAGAAGAUGAGAAAAGAUUUCUUGUUAUGGUUAUCAAGGAUCUACUGGGUCUUUGUGAAGUAAAGAGAGGAAAAGACAACAAGGCUAUCAUUGCAUCAAAUAUUAUGUACAUUGUUGGACAAUAUCCAAGGUUUUUAAGAGCUCAUUGGAAGUUUUUGAAGACAGUCGUUAAUAAGCUCUUCGAGUUUAUGCAUGAAACACACGACGGUGUACAAGACAUGGCUUGUGACACGUUUAUCAAAAUUGCACAAAAGUGUAGAAGAUACUUUGUACAGGUACAAGUUGGUGAAGUGAUGCCUUUUAUUGAAGAGAUUUUAAAUAAUAUCAGUUCAAUCGUAUGUGAUCUUCAACCGCAACAAGUGCAUACUUUUUACGAGGCUGUAGGAUUCAUGAUUAGCUCGCAGACUGAUCAAGUUGUUACAGAACGGCUUAUUGAGAAAUGUAUGUUACUACCAAACCAGAUAUGGGACGGUAUUAUACAGAGUGCCACAAAAAACAUCGAUAUAUUGCGUGACCAAGAAACUGUAAAACAACUAAUGAACAUAUUAAAAACAAAUGUGGCUGCAUGUCGCUCAGUUGGGCAUCACUUUGUGAUUCAACUUGGGAGAAUAUAUCUAGACAUGGUCAAUGUGUACAAAGUCUUGAGUGAAAACAUAUCAAGCGCUGUUUCACAACAUGGAGAGGGCGUGACUAAACAACCUUUAAUUAAAUCAAUGAGAGGGGUGAAAAAAGAGACUUUAAAUUUAAUAAAUGGCUGGGUUAGCAAGUCUGUUGAUCCUAAGUUGGUAAAGGACAAUUUUAUCCCUCCAUUGCUUUCCACGGUACUCGAUGACUACAGCAAAAACGUUCCACAAGCCAGAGAAGCGGAAGUGUUAAAUACACUCGCUACUAUUGUAAACAAACUGGAGAUGCAUGUUGUUGAAGAUGUACCUCUUAUGUUCGAUGCUGUCUUUGAAUGCACGUUAAACAUGAUUAACAAGGAUUUCGAACAAUUUCCAGAACAUCGAACAAAUUUCUUCACGCUUUUACAAUCUGUGAACCAACAUUGCUUUCCUGCUUUGGUACAACUUGCUGCUCCACAGUUCAAGUUGGUGUUAGACUCAGUAAUAUGGGCCUUCAAACACACCAUGAGGAAUGUAGCUGACACAGGUUUAGAGAUUCUACAUGGUAUUCUGAUAAACAUCCAAAGUCAUCCAGAAGCUGCUCAAUCUUUUUAUCAAACAUAUUACAUCAUGAUCUUGCAACAUAUUUUUUCUGUUGUCACAGACACCUCUCAUACGGCAGGGUUAACAAAGCAUGCAGGGAUUUUAUCUCACAUGUUCAGCAUAGCCGAAAAUAAUGGAAUUACAGUAUUGUUAUACGAUCCUAACCAAGUUCAAAACCCCAGCAUGAACAACGAACUAUACAUCAAGGAAUACACAGCAGCUUUACUGAAACAAGCUUUUCCUCAUCUACAACAUCCUCAAAUUAAAGUAUUUGUGCAAGGUUUAUUUGACUUGGAUCAAAAUUUGGGACAAUUUAAAGAACAUUUACGCGAUUUCCUGGUACAAAUAAAAGAAUUCCAAGGAGAGGAUUGUGCAGAUUUGUAUUUGGAGGAACGUGAACAGCAGCUGCGUAUCGCGCAAGACGAAAAGCGAAAACGUCAAAGUGCUGUACCUGGAAUACUUAAUCCGCAUGAAGUGGGUGAAGAAAUGCAGGACGAUUAGUCUGCCCUGCAUCUGCAACUAAUAUAAAUUAUUCCUUUAUAUUAUUAUUUGCAUAUAAACAUCCACAGAACAAAAAAAAAAACGAUAUAUACUUUCGCAUCUCGUUUGAACAAGGUGAUUGUGAAAAGUAACAAAAUAUUUGUAAACAUUUGGAAAUCCCGUUGUAUUAUUUUAUUGAUCGCUUUGUUAUUUAAUAUUUUUAUACGCCAGAAGAGCAUGUGAGAUCUAAGUGGGCGGUGAUGACUGUGAAGUAUUUUAACGCCUAGAAUAUUUUUGUUUAUUUUCUUCUCUUUUUUAUCCCCAAAAAUGUGUAGUCGUUUCAGUUUUUUUAACUUCGCAUGCUAGGAGUUCUUGUACUAGUAUUUUGUGCUCCAGUUAGCUUUUAAAGCUGUAUCAUAUCCACGCAAAAGGAAGAAAAUUAAUUCAUUUUUUAUCGUUUGUUAUAUGAUAAAAAAGAUUUAUUUAUGUCGUCUUUUUUUAUAAUGAAAUAUGUUGAGUCAGCCAGUUUGAGUGUUAAAAGGGUGUCUUGUAUAUAUGAGAUGAGAAAUAUAUUAAGCAAAGAGUAAUAUUUCUUAACUUUAAA
Messenger RNA from Hydractinia symbiolongicarpus, 4175 nucleotides. RefSeq names its product exportin-1-like. Gene Ontology annotation, cellular component: cytoplasm; nucleus. Bases 290 to 3592 code for a protein of 1100 amino acids. The transcript has 34 exons. Gene Ontology annotation, molecular function: small GTPase binding; nuclear export signal receptor activity. Gene Ontology annotation, biological process: ribosomal small subunit export from nucleus; ribosomal large subunit export from nucleus; protein export from nucleus. The record is from RefSeq and is a predicted model, not a curated record. Lineage: Eukaryota; Metazoa; Cnidaria; Hydrozoa; Anthoathecata; Hydractiniidae.